CUUUUCGAAUGGAAAGUACCAUAAUUAUUAGCUGUCUUCCUCUCUCUCCUCCUCUCCCAUCAUCACAACUCCUCCUUGGACACAACUCUGGAGCGUCCUGUUUCACCGCUGCGGCGCCCUUCUCUUGUCGCGGCUUCUUAAUUGCUUCUCUUCUCGUCAUUCCUUCAAGUGCCUCUAAUUACCUAUUCAAAUAAACCUCAGCACCCACGACCGCAUCCCGUCGCGCGUGUUAAGACUUGCGCCGCACGAUUUAAACUCAAUUCGCAACGCUGCCCCCUUUCGAAUCAAGACGUCCGUCCAGAAACGACAGCACCGCAAUCAAGCAAUUGCCUGUCAUGUCGGCCCCCGCAACAUUCUACGAGCAGCUCCCGCUGCCGACGGUUGACCGUCCCUUUGGCAUCCACCUAUGGCCCAUCUUCAGCAAGGCUUGGGAGGCUGUUGUCGGAUACCCGGCCGAGGAGUUCCGCUUCGUGCCUUUCGAGACGCCCAUGUCGACCCUCAAGUCGACGAGCAUCUUCAUCGUGGUCUACUAUGCAAUCAUCUUCGGUGGCCGCGAGAUGAUGCGCAACCGCGAACCUUUCCAGCUGAAGACCAUCUUCCUCAUCCACAACUUCUACCUCACCGCCAUCAGUUUCAUCCUGCUGGUCCUGUUCCUUGAACAGCUCAUUCCCACCCUGGUCCGUGACGGCGUCUUCUACGCUAUCUGCAAUGUUGACGGCGGGUGGACACAGCCUCUUGUUGUUCUGUACUAUCUCAACUACCUGACCAAGUACCUGGAACUCCUCGACACCGUCUUCCUCUUCCUCAAGAAGAAGCCCUUGACCUUCCUCCACUGCUACCACCACGGUGCCACCGCUUUCCUCUGCUACACUCAGCUCGUUGGAUCUACCUCGGUCUCCUGGGUGCCCAUUGUGCUGAACCUGACUGUUCACGUUGUCAUGUACUGGUACUACUUCCAGAGUGCUCGUGGCAUCCGCAUCUGGUGGAAGGAGUGGGUCACUCGUCUCCAGAUUAUCCAGUUCAUCAUCGAUCUUGGCUUCGUCUACUUCGCUUCGUACACCUACUUCACCUCGACCUACUGGCCCUGGAUGCCCAAUGCUGGCAAGUGCGCCGGCGAGGAGUUUGCCGCCUUUGCUGGCAUUGGCACUCUCAGCUCCUACCUCGUCCUCUUCAUCUCAUUCUACGCUGCCACCUACAAGAAGAAGGACGGCAAGAAGGGCUCGACCACCCGCAAGUCUCUCCGCCGCUUGUCGCAGGCCCCCCUGCCGGACCCUCUGCACAUGGAGAGCGCCAUCUCCAACAAGGAGGGCAGCAGCUCCGCCACGACCACCGGCGCCAAGACCAAUGGUGUCACCACCCGCUCUCGCAAGGCGUAGACGGUGGGAAGAUGAAUCAAAAGGGCAGCGAC
Messenger RNA from Emericellopsis atlantica, 1408 nucleotides. Its product is annotated as GNS1/SUR4 family-domain-containing protein. Lineage: Eukaryota; Fungi; Ascomycota; Sordariomycetes; Hypocreales; Bionectriaceae. Gene Ontology annotation, molecular function: fatty acid elongase activity. Gene Ontology annotation, cellular component: endoplasmic reticulum membrane. Gene Ontology annotation, biological process: sphingolipid biosynthetic process; very long-chain fatty acid biosynthetic process; fatty acid elongation, monounsaturated fatty acid. The record is from RefSeq and is a predicted model, not a curated record. The transcript has 4 exons. Bases 336 to 1376 code for a protein of 346 amino acids.